This is a messenger RNA of Carcharodon carcharias (great white shark), 2866 nucleotides long. RefSeq names its product ubiquitin specific peptidase 44 (gene usp44). Gene Ontology annotation, cellular component: cytoplasm. Bases 182 to 2272 code for a protein of 696 amino acids. NCBI's taxonomy places the organism in Eukaryota, Metazoa, Chordata, Chondrichthyes, Lamniformes, Lamnidae. Gene Ontology annotation, biological process: protein deubiquitination. Gene Ontology annotation, molecular function: cysteine-type deubiquitinase activity; zinc ion binding. The record is from RefSeq and is a predicted model, not a curated record. The transcript is spliced from 6 exons.
GAACGCGACCCGCAGCCCAGGCGCUCGCGCCUUAAAGCGGCUCCGUUACAAGAUGGCGGCGGUUUGAAAACAAGGUUCCGAGAGGCCGGGCAGAUGGAGCCUCCAGCACACCGAGCAGCCCAGCCGGUUAACAUAUUGGAUGUUUGUCAUGCAUCUUUCAGAAUGGUAACACGUGAAAUCAAUGGAUAGAUGCAAGCAUGUAGGGCGGCUUCGGCUUGCCCAGGACCAUUCAAUCCUAAACCCCCAAAAAUGGCAUUGUUUGGACUGCAAUACUACAGAAUCAAUGUGGGCAUGUCUCAAUUGUUCACAUGUUGCUUGUGGACGAUACAAUGAAGAACAUGCACUAAAACAUUUUCAGGAAAGUAAGCACCCCGUGGCCUUGGAAGUGAAUGAAUUGUAUGUAUUUUGUUACAUUUGUGAUGAUUAUGUGCUGAAUGACAAUGCAACAGGUGAUCUAAAAUUGUUGCGGAGCACAUUAAGUGCAAUUAAGAGCCAGAACUAUGACUGUACAACUCGAAGUGGCAGGACUUUACGGUCAAUGGCAGGAGGUGAUGACUCCUACCUUUCUCGGGGGUGUGCACAAGCGCAGCUGCGGAACGAAGAUAGGAUGUUCACGGCACUUUGGCAUCGGCGUAAGUUGCUCAUGUCUAAAGUCUUCCAGUCUUGGUUUGCGUUGACAUGCAGUGGCAAGCUGAGACUUGAAGAAGAACAAUUAAAGGAAGAGGCUGAAAUGAAAAGGGAAGAAGCCAGAAAAAAACGACAAGAGCUAAAACGGCGGCUGCACGCCGAGUUGCUGAGCACACCACCCCGAAAGAGUUCCCGUAUAAAUGAACCCUCUAAAAUUAGUGACACAUCAGCUCCACGGACAUCAGCAAAAUAUCCAGCAGUAACAACUGGCCUUACCUCAAGCACAGUUAGGUUGAAAAAAAUUGGUGAUUCCCCUAUUAAACGGAGACCAACUGUCACACCUGGUGUGACGGGACUGAGAAACCUGGGAAAUACCUGCUAUAUGAACUCCAUUCUGCAAGUGCUAAGUCACUUGCAAAUAUUUUGUGAGUGUUUCUUGCAUUUUGACUUAAGUCAAACCCAAGAACUGCUGACCAGUACAGCAAAUGGGAAAACUAGGUCCUCUAGCCAGCAAUAUUUGAUUAGUGACAUUAAUUCAAGUACAGGUAUAUCUUUGAUAGAUGAGGAAAAGGGUUCAAGACGACCAAGUCUUUCAGAAGGAUUAAGUGGGGGAGCAUCUAGGAGCAGAAAUAGGGAGCUGAUUCAACUAAAGGAGCCAAGCUCAAAGCAUAUAUCUCUGUGCCACGAACUCCACACCCUUUUUCUGGUCAUGUGGUCUGGCAAGUGGGCGUUGGUAUCUCCCUUUGCUAUGCUACACUGUGUAUGGCGACUCAUCCCAACCUUCCGUGGAUAUGCCCAGCAAGAUGCCCAGGAAUUCCUCUGUGAGCUGUUGGAUAAAGUACAACAGGAGUUGGAAGCCACAAGAACAAUGUGUACAGCCCCUAUUCCAAUAUCACAGCGAAAUCUUAUCAAGAGAGUUCUGACUGUGAUUAACACCAUUUUCCAUGGACAGCUACUCAGCCAGGUUACAUGCCUUACUUGCGACAACAAAUCCAACACGAUUGAAUCCUUCUGGGACCUUUCUUUAGAAUUUCCUGAGAGAUACCACUGCAAUGGAAAAGAAGCUGCUUCCCAGUAUUCUUGCUUAUUGACGGAAAUGUUGGCAAAAUUCACAGAGACAGAGGCCUUGGAAGGGAAAAUUUAUGCCUGUAACCAGUGCAACAGGAAACGCAGGAAGUCAUCUUCUAAACCCUUGAUUUUGACUGAAGCUCAAAAACAACUAAUGGUUCACAAGCUACCUCAGGUUCUGCGAUUACACCUCAAACGUUUCCGGUGGUCAGGUCGCAAUCACCGUGAGAAGAUAGGAGUACAUGUCAGCUUUGACCAGGUUUUAAACAUGGAACCAUACUGCUGCAGAGAACUGGCAGGAACCCUUGGGCCCAACUGCUUCAUAUACGACCUGGCUGCUGUGGUCAUGCAUCAUGGAAAGGGCUUUGGCUCAGGACAUUAUACCGCAUAUUGCUACAGUACAGAUGGAGGAUUGUGGGUCCAUUGUAAUGAUUCCACAGUGACAAUCUGUACUGUGGAUGAAGUUUGUAAAGCCCAGGCCUACAUCCUCUUCUAUACUCGUCGACUUCUUCACAACAUUAAAGUACCAUCACCACCUGCCUCAGCUGGAAAUAAUUCGACACCAGCAUCACCAUGACUGAAGCUUGGAAAUUCUGUAUGUUGCAACUACUUUCUUAAGCACAGUCCAAACACAGAGGCAGCAUUGUCCUAAAGUUUUUAUACCAUUUUGGUUUUGUAAGGAUUUUGUACUUUAUAGACAUUUAUGCAGGUAUAGCUGUGAUUUUCGUUUUGAACAUGUGUACAGUACAUUCAUAGUUUUGUAGUGUAUUUUUUUAUCUUACCAGAUAAGUACUUGGGAGUAAUUUGAGUAAAUGCUUCUAAUUCUUUCACAUGCAGUAAUGUUCUCGUAAUAGCCACAGCAAGAGUGUGUUUCUAUUUUUCAUACAUUUAGUCAGUAGAAUUCAAUAGAUCAACUCACUGUGUGAAGUUUGCAGCUCAAGUGCUCGCCCCAAUUGAUGGGCAAUACACUAUCCAACAUAGUAUUAAUAUUUCUACCAUACAGGUCUCUGAAAUAAACUAACUUGCCUAUUUCUCAUUGCUCCAACACUGAAUUGUAUUUUUGUGAUGCUUACAGAUUCACUGUCUUGUAAUGGGCUUUACUGUAAUAUGUGCAGGGCGCUUUGAAGAAAAAAUGGAAAAGUAGAGUAUUAAACUAGUGUCCAGAUCAAUA